Molecule: messenger RNA, 823 nt
Organism: Rubroshorea leprosula
Lineage: Eukaryota; Viridiplantae; Streptophyta; Magnoliopsida; Malvales; Dipterocarpaceae
Source: the annotation of a GenBank genome assembly
UUGUCACAAAAUUUCAAGUAGAUAUCUGAAGAAUUCAUCAAACCCAGAUGGAAUUUUCGAUUUUUCAGUACCAAAAUCAUGAAUUUUCGUUUGAAUCAUCGUUUAACUCCCCGGAAUCUUUGUCCUGGGACGAGAUUCUAUUCCAACAUAGUUCUCUGCCUUUCAAAUUUGAUGAUAUGGAGGAAAUGCUCCUCCUUGAUGUGGUGGUGGAAGGAGGUAAGGAAUCCUCGGAAUCAAACUCCAAUGACGGUGCGGUGAGGGAGGAGGAGGUGAGUAGCCUGAAGAAUCCCAAGGAGGAAAAAUCAUACAGAGGGGUGAGGAAGAGGCCGUGGGGGAAGUUUGCGGCGGAGAUAAGGGAUUCGACAAGGAACGGCGUGAGGGUGUGGCUGGGGACAUUCGACAGUGCGGAGGAAGCAGCACUGGCUUAUGAUCAGGCGGCAUUUUCCAUGAGAGGGUCGAUGGCCACUCUGAAUUUUCCGGUGGAGGUGGUCCGGGAAUCGCUGCAGAACAUCAAGUACAGGUGUGAGGAUGGGUGCUCGCCGGUGGUGGCGCUGAAGCGUAGACACUCGAUUAGGAAGCGGUCGACGAACAAGAGGGGGAAACAGAGUGUGGUGGGCCGGCAAAACAUGGUGGUGCUGGAGGAUUUAGGAGAAGAGUAUUUGGAGCAGCUCCUCAGCUCAUGUGAAAGUACUUCUUAGAUUCUACAAAAAAAUAAAAAGGAAAAAGAAAGUACUUCUUAGAUUUAUAUAUAUAUAUAUAUAUAUUUUUUUUUUUUUCAAAGGGAAUAUAAUUUCUUCUUUAUUAAUAAAAGGAAAAGGAAAGA